UACCGUUAUGUUUAUCAGUUUAUCAUUCAAUAAUUGAUGGAGCUUGACCUGUUGUCUUUUAUGCAUGGAGGGCAGAGAAGUUUUUAAACAAAGUUUUCCUUUGAACUGCUAGAUACCUUUGUGCAGCUAGAUAUUUGCGUCGAUGACAAUUUUCGGCCCUUAGGCCCCCUUCUUUCAGCUUUGGUGGCCUCUUUUGUUUUCAAACGCCCCCUCCUCCUUGCUGACUGCCCCCUGUGUUCACUUCCUUUGUUUUGCUCCUUCUUCCGUCCUUCUUCUUUUGAUUGUGGUUAAAGAAGUGAGGAGUGAUUUAAUAUUUUAUCACCAUUUAUCCCAUAUCCCAUUAUUCCUCUCACUUUCAUUGUUAUUUUUCACUCUGUUUUUGCUCCUCUUCGUGAUUUAUUAUUAGUGUGGUGUAUUUGUAGUCAGAGAUGCGAAGUGGGGAAAAGCUAUGAGAAAAUUGGAAAAUUGAGGUGAGGUGGUUUGUUGGUGGUAUUUUGUUUCUUUUUCAUUUCAGUCCAUUUUGGUUUUUAUUCCAAUCAUUUUGGACCUAUCCUUUUUGGUCCUCCCUUUCCUUCCUUCCCCUGAUUCGUUUUUCUCUCUCUUAGUUUCCCGGCCACUGUAAAUACACUUGUAACACUUUCUAAUCUCUGCUGUUCAAGUGGCCCUAGAGCUGCGAUGGACGGAUGCUAGUUUUUAUGCAAUGGUAUAUAGCACCAAGCAACAAGCAGUUUACCACUAAGGGCGAUUUUAUUUAGGGUUGUUUGACGAGACGAUACGUUAGACCAUGGUAACGGCUAUUGUGAUUGAUUUACGCGAAUUUAUUAUGUACAAAUAAAAAAACACGGCUAAGAAUAGCAAAUCCAACACGCCUCGAAAAGUUGCGCUUAAAAAUUUGUUGGUUUCUAGUUGGUAGACUAGCAGACUGGGAAAAUAAUAACUCUCCUUUAUCUAACCUUAAAUUUAAUUUAUAAUCUACUAUUGUUACCGUUUUCUGCAACAGUAAGCAUCAGAUUAGAGAAAAUUAAGCUAUCUAGGUAAGGUUGUGGGAUUAAUCUCAAAGAGUGCAACUUCAAGAAGAGAGUGACGCAGACGAUCGAAUGAAAGAAGAGCACUGAUUACAGUGAUUCAUCUGCGAUACACAACCUGAAAUUUGAAGCUGCGCAACGACCGAAAACAGCAGUAUAAAAAUGUUCAACAAAUCCAAUAUGAAAUGCCUCAUCUUCCCAGGAGCUUCCAACGCCGCCGCUUCCGCCUCAUCCAACCAAAAAGGAGGUCAACAAGGGUCAAGUGCAGAAAGUAGCAUUAGACAGCAGCAGCAGCAUCAAACAGUUUUUGGGAAUCCAUCAUUGCUGCAUGCACAGAACUUGCAUCUUAUGGCAUCGGGAUCUGUUUGUCAAGAUAGUGGUGGAGGCCAGGAGGAGUUCAUUUGGGAAGCGCCACAACUCAGUGGUAACGCACAAUGUCAGUACGAGUAUCAAAUGUCACCUAGACAUAACGCCAUGUCACAAUAUCUCCACUUGCCUACAAGUACCCAACAACAGCAAAGACAACUUUAUAACCGCGGCUCAGCAGAAACGGAAGGAGCGGUUAGCGAUUCCAGUGGUCAACAUCAAAUGAACCCUAUUUCUCGGAAUAUGGAUUACAGUUACAACAACAGUCCGAGGGCUGCUGUUAGCGGGACUCAAGGGGAAAAUAGUGGAGGGGCAAUGUCGCCUGCACUUGCGACUAUGUUGAUGUCGGACCCAAGUCUGUCGGGACAUGAGAGUAGUAGAAUGACAGUCGGUCAUCAAAGCUCAGGAAAUGAGCGUGACUCUUCCAAUGCUGAGGACUUCCAACCUGUUCUUGGUGCUCCCAGAGUGCCUAUACGCAGACCCAUGUCCUGCUCGCCCUCCAUUUCAAACAGAGGUAAAUACAAUGUGAGCAGUCAAUCCACCAGACUUCCCUACAACCUCACCCCACAACAGCAAAAACAGCUGCAGCAACACUUGAAUAUGUCUGCAUCUCCAGUUACUACAACAUCCGCAGCCUCAAUGAUGUCAGCUGCUGCUGCUCUGGCCUUCAAUCAGCAACUGAUGCUCAUGCAACCACAUCGACCCUCGGGUCCACAGAACGCAAGACGGACGGAGGUUGCAAGUGGUUUGAGCAGAAAGCAGAUGUUUGAAUUGUACCAGAAACAGCAGCAACAUAUGUACCAAAUGCAAAUGCAGUACGCCCACCAUCAGCAGCAGCUGCAACAGCAGAAUGCAUCAGGGGAACAGCAGGGAACGAACCAAAACGAAUCACCGCAAUGUGAUCUGGAACACCAGAUGGAGAGUCUGUCAAACUUCGGAGACAACUGUAGUAGAAGUAGCAAGAGCAGAGGAAGCAGGAGCACCAGUGGCAGGAACAGACAUAGAACGAGGAGUAGGGGACGGGCCAGCAACAGCACCAGGAGCAGAAGUAGAGGAGGUGAAAGAAGUGGGAAUGAGACGAGGCGCAGUGGGUCCCAUCAUGCGAAUGUGGGACUGGGAGUGUCCUCUGGGGCCUCAGUGGUCUCGGGAGGCAGGAGAUCCCACUCGGGCAGACACCACAGGAAUGUCACUUCCCACAAUGGGGGACAGCUCAGCAGAUCAAACCGACGGAUGUUGGGAGGCUCCAUGUCUUCUGUGAGCGCGAAAAGUCACAAAUCCAAACGCAGAGACAGGGAUAGAGAUCGAGACCAUCAGCAAUCUCGAUCUGCGAGAAGAUCCAAUGCACGCCGAGACAGAGAUAGGGAUCCACUUGCUACGUUCCAGUUGCUGUCAUCACCCAUGUCGCCCUCAGCAUCUUCGUACCGUCACCCUCAAGCAAGGAACCGAGAUAGAACCGAAGAUAAAAGAGGAAAUGAGGGUGUGGAAAAUAAUGGGGGAGAUAAUGAAGGUGAAUCUCCAACGUCCAAUGCGGCUCGUGAUUGCGACUGUGCGUGUGCAGAGAAGUUGUGGGACUUGGAGCAAAGGUUGGAAGGGUUCAGAGUGGCAGUUUUGGAAGAAAUGCAAUACUCGUUGGAAUAUAAUAACUCGAGAUGGGCGAAAUUCGACAAACGGUUCAUCAAAGAGCUGAGGAACAUGCGAGACCUGUUUGAGUUGCGAGUGGAGACUGUGCGACUGGAGAGUGAACAGAGACUGCAGGCCAAAGCACAGCAGGAGAGGGAGGCUCUGCAGGCACAACUGCACAAUACACAGAGUCAAAUGCAGUCAGCGACAAUGCAGCUAAUACAGAACUCCUACAUGGCUGCCGCGGCUGCUAAUCUUCAACACAGACCACAUGCGAUUGGAAUAAACCGUAGACUAAGUCUUCCUGACCUCAUAACGACUCCCCUUACCCAAGACGAGUGUCAGAACGUGUAUGAUAUAGCGUCUGGAACAUGCAAUGUACCGGAGUCAAACAAGCGUGCAAUGGGGAGACACGGCAACAAUCACUACGAAAAUGAGAAAAACAGAGAUAAAGACAUCAGUACAGGUCGAAAUGCGACCACGCCUAUAUGUAUAACAUGCUCAGAAGGAGGUACCGGAUACAAUACAAGUGGAUGUGUAUGUAGUGUAUUUGCAGCACGAGACAGCGGGAUAUUCGAAGCAAGUGCGAGUGCGAGUCACUCAAGUAACGCAUCGUGUAACCAUCACUGCUCUAGCUGUGACGUAUCAUCGGCAGCUCUUUGUCAUUUGCAUUUACAAUCACAGACUCAAGCUGUUCAACAACACCUGAUGAAUACAGCGAUAAGUGAGAAUAACAGUCAUUCUACAGAUGCAAAUGUUGACGGUAUCGGGAAGCGAGGAUCAUUUAGUCACCAUACAUACAGUACUUUGACAUGUGAACCAGAAGCAGAGCCAGCAAAUAUCCGACCCCAAUCUAGAUUAAAUUGGAACAUGCAGUUGGCGAAUGUGUCUUGUGACACGAGCAUCACAGGUAGUAGAGAUUCGGAGGUGGAGAAUGAAAUACAUCUUAGACAAGUACCGGUACUCAAAUGUCUGCCAUCGGAGAGACUUAAACAGCACUCGGCGGCGACAGCUAAAAGAGUCGGAAGCAAUUUUACAGCCAAAACUACAAAUGAUUUUGCGGGUUUGACGAUAGACACUGAGUUAACAAGCAGGCCAGCAUUCCAAUCUCAGCAAACUCCUUUGUCGCAACAGAUGAGUGGAGGAGCAGAAUCAGGAAUGAAUGAUCGGAGAGGGUUUAAAUUGAGUCCGUCAUCUAUUAUUAUGUCGCCAGGAGCUGCAAGUGGUGGUUCGGACUCAAAAACAACCAAUGAGAAUUUGCGAAUGACAGCGACGGCUACAGGAGCGCACAUGCAGAUCCAGAAAACUGAAAGACGGGACCAGCGAGAUUCGAAUAGCUCCGCGUCCUCUCAUUCAUCCGCGACAAAUACAAAUGAAGGCACUGCUGGCAAUAGCAGACAGUCUAAUCAGGUGCAAUCUUCUAAGCGGGAGGAGUCUCCGAAUAUCAGUAGUGCUCGCAGGAGCAUGAGAGAAAGAAAGUCGAGUCCGUCAACGGCGAAGAACCAAAGUGGGUACAUAAGCGCACCUCAAAACCAUUAGUUUGAAAAAUUAAAUUGGACGUUGAUUAAAUUUGAUUUAAUCUUAGCAAUAUAGAUAAAACUCCAGCUCUACAUGAGCUCCUAGCAUAAAACGUUUUUUUUUCAUAACAGAUGACCUGUUUAGUUGUGCUCAGAAUUGCUUCAACUUCAGCACUAAUUUUAAUUUACUGAUGUGUUGCCUUGAAUGAAAUCACUUGAAGACAAUUUUUACUGAUUGAUAUGCUUCUAAAGGCUUCUUCUAAUGUUAGAUUUGAUAGAUAAUCUCAAUGAAAAUAAUCAAUUUGUAUACAGUACUGAUUG
Molecule: messenger RNA, 4849 nt
Organism: Symsagittifera roscoffensis
Lineage: Eukaryota; Metazoa; Xenacoelomorpha; Acoela; Convolutidae
Exons: 11
Coding region: 1188-4550 (1120 amino acids)
Source: RefSeq, a predicted model, not a curated record